This is a messenger RNA of Ilex paraguariensis (yerba mate), 2939 nucleotides long. Lineage: Eukaryota; Viridiplantae; Streptophyta; Magnoliopsida; Aquifoliales; Aquifoliaceae. The record is from the annotation of a GenBank genome assembly.
AAGCUGCAAUAUCAUCAGUCUGGCGUGCAAGACGUGGCAAAAAUGGCUGUCCAAACCAAAUCUUAAUGACUCCGGCUUCAAUCUGAAGUGCUCAACCAAACAAGAAUUUUCACUUUCCCAGGAAAAUCAGAGAGAAAACAGAAGGAAAGAAGGAAAAGAGUAAAAAGAAACCAUUUAAAGAACGAAUUUUUGCAGUGGGUUUUAACUUUUCCUUUUGUCCUUGUUGAGAAAAAGAAAAGGGGAAAAUUCUCUUCAGAAAGAGUGGGUAGUGCCGAUUCUAACAGAACUGGUUGCUCAAACUUCAGCUGUGAGAUGAAAAUAUAAACAGCCAGAUUUAUAUCUAAUAUAUAUAAUUUUUUUGGGAACUUGAAACUGUAAAGAGCACCAGGGUUUCUGGUGGUAUGAACCUUUUAGCCUUAAAUAUAUAGGGGGGAGAGAGAGAGAGGGGCUUGUGCGUGUCUUUGGUUUUGACAAUAUUUUAGUGUUGAGAAUCUGUAGGAUAUGUCUCCUCAGCUGACUGAGUGAGCCCGGACUACAUGGGCUUUGCCGUCGACCAAGGAAACAACCUUUUCUCUAGCUCUCUUCCCAUUCAACUGAACCUUCUCUAAAAAAUGUAAAACCCCAUCUCUCUCUCUCUCACAUACACACUAAUUGGUCCUGCCUUGGUUGCUGUCAAGAUUCGGUCAUACGAAGCAUGUAUCAUUCCCCUCUUUGAGAUCCCAUUUCCUUUCCUUGAAGUCCUGAAAGUUGGUUAUAAUCAGAAAUUUGGUCCCCACCCCUGGGUUGGUUUUUUUUCCAUUUCUGGACUCUAUUCCUCGAAGGGGGGGUUAUGUUUGAUUAUUGGGGAUGUAACAUAGCGAGUGCUUUGGGGUUAACUUUGAAGUGAUUUGAGUGGUGGGAAAGUUUAGUUUUGGGUAUCAAAGGAGAAGUAGAUCGUCCAGUUGCCAGGAUGAAGUUCAUGAAACUUGGAUCGAAGCCUGAUUCGUUUCAGACUGAUGGGAAUAAUGUCAGGUACGUGACUACUGAGUUGGCAACCGACAUUGUGGUUAAAGUUGGGGAUGUGAGGUUUUAUUUGCACAAGUUUCCACUUUUGUCCAAGAGUGCCCGUUUGCAAAAGUUGGUUGCCACCACAAAUGAAGGAAAUGAAGACGAAGUCCACAUUCAUGACAUUCCAGGUGGUCCUGCUGCCUUCGAAAUAUGUGCCAAGUUCUGUUAUGGCAUUACAGUCACCUUAAAUGCUUACAACGUUAUUGCAGCACGUUGUGCGGCAGAAUACCUAGGAAUGAAUGAGACACUUGAAAAAGGGAACCUCAUCUACAAGGUGGAUGUUUUUCUCAACUUCAGUAUUUUCCGAAGCUGGAAGGAUUCUAUCAUAGUUCUUCAGACUACGAAGUUACUAUUACCUUUAUCUGAGGAAUUGAAGUUGGUCAGCCACUGCAUUGAUUCUAUUACUUCCAGAGCUUCUGUUGAUGUUUCCAAGGUGGACUGGUCCUAUACCUACAGCCAAAAAAUGCUACCAGAGGAAAAUGGGAAUGAUUCUAACUGGAAUAGCAUCAAAAGCCGGGUGGUGCCCAAGGAUUGGUGGGUUGAGGACUUGUGUGAGCUUGAAGUAGAUUUAUACAAACGGUUAAUUGUAAUGAUAAAGGACAAAGGGAUAAUUUCUAGUGAAGUGAUUGGAAAAGCUUUGAAAGCUUAUGCCCUGAGAAGAUUGCCAGGAUUUAGUAAGGGUAUUAUUCAGUGUGGCGAUGUCCUGAAGACUCGUUCGAUAGUGGAUACGAUCGUGUGGCUGUUGCCUUCUGAGAAAGGCAGCGUCUCUUGUGGUUUCAUGCUCAAGUUGUUAAAAGCAGCCGUUUCCAUGGAUUCAGGAGAAAUGGUUAAGGGAGAACUAGUGAAAAAAAUAGGGCAGCAAUUGGAGGAGGCUUCUGUUAAUGAUUUUUUGAUACAAGUAAAGGAUGGGGAAACAACCGUGUAUGAUGUUAAUAUAGUCCAGAAAAUACUGGAGGUGUUUUUGAUACAGGAUAAAAAUGCCGAAGGUGAAUUAGAGGAGAGCCGUGAGAUUCAGGAGAUAAGAAGGCCAGGGAUUUUAUCAGAAGCAUCCAAGUUGAUGGUGGCAAAGCUCGUUGAUGGGUACCUCACUGAAAUUGCAAAAGAUCCUAAUCUACCUUUGGCAACUUUUGCUGAUGUCGCAGAGAUGGUGUCUGGUUUUGCGCGGCCUGCUCACGAUGGACUUUAUCGGGCCAUUGACAUGUAUCUUAAGGAACACCCCGGGAUUAGCAAGAGUGAGAGGAAGAGGAUAUGCAGGCUGAUGGACUGCAAGAAGUUAUCUGUUGAUGCAUGCAUGCAUGCUGUACAAAAUGAGAGACUCCCCUUGAGAGUUGUUGUGCAGGUGCUCUUUUUCGAGCAAGUAAGGGCUGCUGCAUCAUCUGGCAGCAGCACUCCUGACCUUCCCAAAGCCAUUAAAGAUCUUAAUAGUGGCUCCCAUGGGAGCUCACGAUCGGCAACAACCAACACCGAAGAAGAGUGGGAUGCUGUGGCAACAGCAGAAGAGCUUAGGGCGUUGAGGGGUGAGUUAGCAGCCUUAAGGUUAGGCCAUGGAGGAGGGAGUGAGAGAAGUGGUGGUAAAAGUAAUGCUGACAACACUGCAAUAGGUAAAAUGAAAGGGUUGCUUAUGUCAAAGAAAAUCUUUUCAAAAUUGUUGUCAAACAAAAGGGCCCUGAUUGAGAAUAGUGGUUCGGAUUCAUCGGAGAGCCUUGGUUCUGCUAAUCCAGAAGCAGCAGCUAAAUCCACUCCUUCCAGAAAAGGGAGGCAUUCAGUUUCGUAGGGAAAGGAAUUUAUGGUAUUUGGUUUUUGUUUUUGGGUUUUUUUUUUCACUUUUAAUGAAUGACAUUAGCAUGGUAAAAGCUAGUGGUUAUCUUUCCUUCGAGCAAAUGAAGCUUACA